This is a messenger RNA of Blumeria graminis f. sp. triticale, 126 nucleotides long. The record is from the annotation of a GenBank genome assembly. NCBI's taxonomy places the organism in Eukaryota, Fungi, Ascomycota, Leotiomycetes, Helotiales, Erysiphaceae.
AUGCUUCUCAGCCAGCAAGCGACAAAAUUUUCGAUAUUUCUGCAUUCGAAAAGUUCCUUCAAGAUAAAAUUAAGGUCGAUGGUCUCGUCGGAAAUCUCGGAGAUACGGUCCAGAUUUCCCAGAUAG